Molecule: messenger RNA, 5535 nt
Organism: Oncorhynchus masou masou (cherry salmon)
Lineage: Eukaryota; Metazoa; Chordata; Actinopteri; Salmoniformes; Salmonidae
Product: rap1 GTPase-activating protein 1-like
Exons: 22
Coding region: 1971-4106 (711 amino acids)
Biological process (GO): activation of GTPase activity; regulation of small GTPase mediated signal transduction
Cellular component (GO): cytoplasm
Molecular function (GO): GTPase activator activity
Source: RefSeq, a predicted model, not a curated record
GUAUUGUAUUAUGUAGUGUAUUAUGUAGUGUUAUGUAGUGUAUUAUGUAGUUUAUUAUGUAUUUUAUCAUGUGUGGUAUUAUGUAGUUUAUUAUGUAUUAUAUAGUGCAUUUUAUUAUGUAUUUUAUUAUGUUGUGUAUUAUGUAAUCUAUUAUGUAGUGUCCAGGAGUCUGGACCCAGCUGAUGUACUGUAUGCACAGAUAGAGUUACUUCUCUCCAAAGUUUUAACGAGUAGCUCAGAAAGACAGACGAUGGGUGGGUGGAGUACCAGCUGACAAACAGGUCUGGUAGAGAGGAGUUAUUGCUCCUUAUACUAAUGUUAGGCCUAUUGGUCUUUUCUAAGGAGAGGUCCCAGCUCUGACACCUGCACUAGGCCUGCAUACAGGGCAUUAUAACUGAGGCUGAGCCAGGCAGAUUCCACACUGCUGUUCACUCCUCCCCCACUAGGCACAAACUGAUUGAAGUACAGUGGAUAGCACAUUAUUCAGUCAAAUAUAAAUAAGCUAAAUAUCUAACAUUAUAUUACAAUUUGAACUUUGCUGUGCUUUUCAAUGGUUGAAAGCACAGUGAGUCAUUUGGGUGACAAAAAAAUCUGACAUUGUUUUUCAAUUGGAAUUUUAUUGUGCUUUCAGAUGGUUGAAAACAUAGUGAUAACACACUGAACAUUCAGCUAACUUUUGGCUGUCUUUUUGAGUGGCUGAAUAUAGGUGGUAAUCUCAUUGAUCAAUGUCUCAACCAAUUAUUACCCAAUUAUCCUCGUUGAAGUGACGUGGUGUUCCCUGUGGGCCACCUCUCAGACCGGCUGGCUGGUAUUGCUCUGCUUCCUGUGUUAAACUAUUGUGUGUUUUCCAGUGUAGCAUCAGUGUGUCACCAGUCAUUAUGUUAAUAUCAGCUCUAGUAUUAUUUUUAGGGAACUGGGCUGAUAUGGAGGACUUGUAAAGAGCAGUAUCAACAACCUCUGCAUCAUCAAGAUAGUUUUUUGUGAUGUGUUAAUGGUGGGAGGUGUUAACCCAUGUACCCAGUUAGCCAUUGUUAUGUAAAUGACAGCUGAAAAGUACCAGUGUCCAGGGCCUUGGAGAGCAGGUCCACUGAGGUCAUGACCCAGAGAGAUACUGGAGCCAGGCCGUGGAGGUGGAAACACAAAAGUCUGAGCCAUUUGGGUAAAAUACUGGGGUAAGUCCUUAGUGGAAGUAUGCCAUAUGUGGGAUGAGAUCUUAUAGUAUUAUUUCUCUAUUCUAUUCCCUUUCUCUUUGAUCCAGCUUUGCUAUAAUGAGCAGCCCAAAAAAGUGAAAAGAAUUUCAUUGAAAUGAUGGCAGUUGAUGUACGCCUACAAUUGUAUUACAAUAAAGUUAUUCCUAGCUAUAUGAGCCCAAAACAUUGUCUCUAUAAAGUGAAGCAGCGCCCACAACUACCCUAGCUCCAGUGUGGGUAGGCGGGUGCUGCAGGGACUUGUCUGAGCUGUAAAGUACAUCACGGCCUGAGGAGUAGGACCAUGCUCCACCUCUGGCCAUCUGCCAGACACACACAGAGAGAGAGGAGGAGUGUUGUACACACAGUGCUCUUUCGGGAAUGCAUUACCUCCCUUUCUACUUCCUAGAUAGUGACAGAGAGACAAAGAUAGCGUAAAAAGACACCAUUUUUAACUGAGGAUCGCUGAACAACCUACGACACACACACCUGCGGACAUACUCAUUAUACAAACAUGCAGUUGAGGAUUCCUUGAGUCUGUCACCACCUCUGCCUCUGUGACUCUUGGUCAUGGCUGUAGUCGUUUGGGGAGUCACUGUGCUGUGGGUGAGGAACUCUGCAGUACCACAGUGGAAUAUAGGCAUGUCUCUGGGGCUGGACAAAGACGCAUCAGGCAAUGUGUUCUUCUAAUCCUGGAACUUAACAGUUGAACUCACAAACCAGGGACUCUGAAUCAUUUUUCAGCUGCAGGAUUUUUCCUUGGAAGAAAAGUCUACUUUGAAAAUGUCUAAAAGUCAGAUUCAUCUCAAUGCUCCACUGGUGACAGUGGGACCGUGGAGGAGACACAGCGAAACCACAGAUUUAUUUGAAAUGAUUGAGAAGAUGCAGGGCAACAGAAUGGAGGAGCAGCGAUACACCUUUCCUCCCCCACUCAAAACUGAAGAGGACUACAUUCCUUACCCCAGUGUCCAUGAGGUGCUGGGGAGAAAGAGUGGGUUCCCACUGAUUCUACUGCCUCAGUUUGGGGGUUACUGGAUCGAGGGCAACAACCAUGAGCUUGGUGACAGUGCUGAGCCAGACCAGAUCCAGCCUCUGUCCCCCACCACACACAAGCUGGAGAGUAACUCCACCGCCAAGAUGUACAGGAAGCACUUUCUGGGCAAGGAGCACUUGAAUUACUACUCAGUGGACGGAACUCUGGGACAUCUGGUGUUGUCCAUGAAGUAUGACGAGAUCGGACACCAGGAAGACCUCCACCUCAUGCUCAGGACCAAACUGGAGACAUACCAUGAUGUGAUCCCCAUAUCCUGUCUCACAGAGUUCCCUAACGUGGUGCAGAUGGCCAAGCUUGUCUGUGAAGAGGUGAAUGUGGAUCGUUUUUACCCUGUCCUCUACCCAAAAGCUUCAAGACUCAUUGUUAAUUUUGAUGAACACAUUAUAAGCAACAACUUCAAGUUCGGAGUUAUCUACCAGAAAUUUGGACAGACAUCAGAAGAAGAGCUGUUUGGGAACAGUGUUGAGAGUCCUGCCUUUGUUGAAUUCCUAGAGUUUCUGGGGGAGAAGGUCGAGCUGCAUGACUUCAAAGGGUUUCGUGGUGGGUUGGAUGUGACCCACGGGCAGACAGGAUCUGAGUCUGUCUACCACAACUACCGCAACAAGGAGGUCAUGUUUCAUGUGUCCACCAAGCUGCCUUACACUGAGGGGGACACACAACAGUUGCAGAGGAAGAGGCACAUAGGGAAUGACAUUGUGGCCAUAGUGUUCCAGGAGGAAAGCACUCCGUUCGUACCAGAUAUGAUUGCCUCCAACUUCCUCCAUUCCUACGUAGUGGUGCAGGUGGAGAACGCCUGCACUGGUGAUGUACUGUACAAGGUGUCAGUGACGGCGAGAAAUGACGUACCUUUCUUUGGACCACCCCUGCCAGACCCGGCUGUCUUUAGAAAAGGUCCAGAAUUCCAGGAGUUCCUCUUCACGAAGCUCAUCAAUGCUGAGUAUGCCUGCUAUAAAGCUGAGAAAUUUGCCAAACUGAAGGAGCGUACACGGUCAGCCUUACUGGAGACAUUGUAUGAGGACUUGCACAUCAACAGCCAGGCCAUGAUGGGUCUGGGAAGAGAUGAGGACAAGAUGGAGAACGGGUCCGGAGGAGGAGGGGGCUUCUUUGAAACCUUUAAGUCAUUGCUUGUCCCAGGGAAAAGUCCCAGUAAACAUGGACGUCGAGGCAGUGCCAUAGGGAUAGGAACAGUAGAAGAGUCUCUGAUCAUCCCUGGGAAGAGUCCAACCAGGAAAAAGUCUGGUCCGUUUAGCUCCAGACGCAGCAGUGCCAUCGGUAUUGAGAAUAUCCAGGAAGUCCACCAGAAAAUCAGCAGUCACAGCGGUAGGGAGUGUUUACCUGGCACACAGAAGACUCCUGACAGUGACCAUGCCUCUCAGGACCCCAAGUCUGAGAACUCCUCCAAUCAAAGCUCACCAGAAGUGCUCAUUACAAAGAACAUUUUUGCUCUUUGUAACAACAGGGCUCAGUCUAUCCCUGAGGGUCACGACCUUUCCCGCUCCUCCUCCAAUGACAGCAGCUUCGCCAGUGUGGUGGAGGAGAACGAGACAGAGGCCACGGAGGACUAUGACACUGGCAUGGAGAGCCUGUCAUCAUCGGGGACGCCACACAAGCAGGACUCGUUAACCUACAGCACAUGGCUAGAGGACAGUAUGAGCAGCACAAGCACCACCAGCCGAGGCAGCUCGCCAGGUCCUGGUCAACUUGAUGGGGGUAAAGGGUCAGAGAUCCGCAUUAAACUGGACAGGCCAAAAGAUAGUCGGUCCUCAUCGCAUUCCUAUAAGACACAAUCCGUCUGGGAGGUGAGACGAGCACAGGCUUUUGCCAUAACCAAGGAUGACGAUGAGGAUGAGGUGGACCCUGGAUAGUCUGCUAGUCAGUGAGGCCAGACCACCCCUUCCCAGAAGCCCCGGCGGUGGUGUUGGUGGUGUCGUACCAGGAGAGGAAGUCAAACACAGAGGGGCCAACUUUUGCACAGUGUCGUUUCGUUCUGCUCACUCCCUCGCCUCUGUCUGUACACACAUCUUCUGCCUGGUUUUGUGUAAAUAGGUGUAUUUGUCUCAGUGAACAAAUGGUACCUUUGGUUCAGUUUUGUUGACGCCUACUGUAUGUAGACACGUGGAUCACAUGGUAGCUAUAGCGACAUUGAACUCUGCCAGGGACUUUGGGAGGGGCAUGUUGGUAUAGUCACAUGGAUUGUACAAUAUAGUGACAGUAGCACUGCCUGAAAAAAUCUAUUAAUUGAACCUAUUUCAUUCCAAAUACCAAAUAUCCAACAACAAAUAUAUGUGCAUUUUUAAUUGUAGGUUAUGUUGAAUACAGUUGAAUGUGGUAUUGAUUUUACAGGUAAAGUCAUUGUAAUUUGUCUAUUAGCCAUAGUUUUAACUGUACAGCCAAAAACAGUUGCUUUGACAGUGAAUAUUUUCUUCUCAAUAUACAAUAGCUGGGAUAUUGUCAUCACAAUAUACAAUGUACUUCAAGCCUCGCCUGCUCAUGUAAAUGUAAUUGAAGAUAGAUAUGUAACCAGAAAGAAUGGACAUAGCCUUAAACUUUUCAAACACAGUUUUUCUAUACCUUCAUUAUUAAUUUCUACCGUUAUCAACAUGGCCAGAAGCAGCCAGUGCGUGGUUUCAGAUUACAUGGAUAUGGGGAAGUUCUGUUUUAUGUUCCACACUGUUUUUGCACACAGAUGCUCAUUGCUAACUGGUACUUAUUUAUUAUUGUGAACCACCGUACAUUUGUAUCAUUGUAAGCUAACAGGCAAUUUUAGCUUUGUUCUUUCUGUCCUCAGAAACAGCCCUCUGUUAUGAUGUGUAUCAAGCAGGUUACCGAGGUCGGGUAUGUAGAAAUGUGUUGAUGACUACAAGGGUAAUUCAUAACUGUAUUGGAUAAUCUACUGUAUUAGUCCAUCUAAUCAACUUGUCUGCCGAUCUACAGUACUCUACAUAACAAAUCCUGUUGCUUAAGUGUUGCCAUCAGUACCGUCGAAGAAAAACAUGUUUGUAUUUAUUUAUUUUUGGUUUUAUUUGGGGAUGAGAUGGGGCACCACUGUAUGCCUAUUAUUAUACAGUAUAUUUCACUGUUUUAUAAAAAUUCUUAGGCUGUUGAUAGAUUGAUAAUGUACAGAGAUGAAUACUUCAGUUUGUGCCUGUUAUAUAGAGUAUAGUCCUACCCACCAUGGAACCUCAGAUGACACUACAUGCCAGAUCUACUGCAGCCCAACAAUUACAUUUCUUUAAGUAGAAAUCCUGAUUGUGUCAUACAGUAAGUUAUACAUAAAUAUAACCCUGUUUGUUC